AUGCUACCGCCCAAACCAAAAUUACUAAGUAAAUUAAAUAGCAAAAAAAUAACUGAUAUCCCCGCCGGUCAAACCUUAAAAACUUUACUGGAAAAUAGUGGUGGUGGCAAUAAUCCUCAAUUACAAAGCCAAUUAGACCAAGCGAAACAAGACCGCGAUAAGGCUACCCAAGAGCGGGAUAAUUAUAAAAACCAGUUAGAAAACAAGGAAAAAGAAAUCAGCCAAAAAUUAAACAUUGAAUUAGAUCUUAAUUUAGCCUCAGAACCCACCUUAGAGCAAGUAAUUACUAAAAUUCAAGAGUUAUUACGUAAACCGGAUAAUUCGGCUACUCUUGCCAAUUUAGAACAACAACUAAGCAUUGCCCGGCAGACUAUCGCCGAUUUAGAAAAAAAACUCAGUGCCAGCGAGCAAUUAACCGCGAUUAAACAAAUUAGUCAGACCGUAAUGGAAAAAUUAUUCUCCCCUGAGAUUAGCCAGUCCUACCAAGAGCAAAUCAAAAAUGUUACUAGUUAUCAAGAAAUAAAAACUGUUGAAGAAAAAUUAAUAACUCAAUAUCUCGGCAAUAAAGAAGUUUGCCAGCAAGAAAAAAAUCAAUUAAUUAAGCAGCAAACGCGGGAACGAGUAGUUUUUGGCAGUUUAUUAGUAGUCAGUUUAUUGACUAUUAGCUUUUUAAUUAUGAAGUUGAAAACGAGCAAGAAAAAAGUCGGUUAA
Entrophospora sp. SA101 is the source of this 711-nucleotide messenger RNA. The record is from the annotation of a GenBank genome assembly. NCBI's taxonomy places the organism in Eukaryota, Fungi, Glomeromycota, Glomeromycetes, Entrophosporales, Entrophosporaceae.